AAGUGCAAGAAAACAGUGAACAUUUUCAAGAUUUCUAUUCACGGGGGCGGCUUCUUUUUUUCAUUCUACCUAUAAACUUCCUCUCUUAAUUAUAACAAUUCACUAUUAUACUAUAUAUAUACACUCACUUUGUUACAUCAUUUUCUCCAUCUAAAAAGAACUUCCCUUUGCCUUUUCUUUGAAAAAGUAAGUAAUCUUUUGGAUGAUAAAAAUCAAAGAGUACUACACCAUGGAAGCCCAUCAAGUUCAUCAAGAAACUCAUGAUCAUGAUCACUUGAAUAUGGUGAUCAAGAGAAGGCGGACUAAGCGACCUAGGCCGCCUUCUCCUCUAGCUUUAGGGAUUACUACUAGCUCGUGUAGCACAGUGGAAGGCGCUACCUGUAGUGGUAGUGGUGGUGAAUUGGUGGACGGACAUGUGGCGAACUCAUCAUUGCAUUCCAAUAAUUGUGGUGGGAUUGAUGGGAUCGUGAAAAAUACGGAUCAAGAAGAAGAAGAUAUGGCGAAUUGCUUGAUUCUUUUAGCACAAGGCCAUAAUUACCAAAAGUCCUCUCAAUCUCCACUAUUGGAAGUUUACCAAUGCAAGACGUGCAACCGUUCCUUCCCUUCUUUCCAAGCACUUGGCGGGCAUAGAGCAAGUCAUAAGAAACCAAAAACCCUAGAAGAUAUCAAGAAUUCGAAACCAAUUGAUCAUCAACAAGUCGAGAACCACCUGAAAUUGAACAAUGAAGAUCAUGUCACAACUCUAUCACUCCAAAUCCCGAAUAACACCACCAACAACAACAAUAGCAACAACAACAAUAACAAGAACAAGAAUAGGGUUCACGAGUGCUCGAUUUGUGGUGCCGAAUUCUCUUCGGGUCAAGCUUUAGGUGGACACAUGAGAAGGCAUAGACCAUUACCAAAUAGUAUUGCAAUUGCAUCAAGCCAUAGCCAUGAAGAGUCUCAUCAUGAACAAAUCAAGAACACAAGGACUUUCUUGUCAUUGGACCUUAAUCUCCCGGCGCCAGAAGACGAUCACAGGCCGGAAAAUAAAUUCACCUUUGCUUCAAAAGAACAAGUCAUCGUCUUCUCAGCUUCUCCUUUGGUUGAUUGCCAUUACUAAUCGAUCAGCACCUUCUUUUUUUAAUUUUUUCAUUUUAAUCUUGAUUUAUUUCAACCAUUGACAAUUGUGAAUUGUUAACAUUUAUUUGUAUUAUCAUAUAUUUGACGAUUUAAUUAAUAGACAUAAUUCUUUGGAAUU
Molecule: messenger RNA, 1240 nt
Organism: Lycium ferocissimum
Lineage: Eukaryota; Viridiplantae; Streptophyta; Magnoliopsida; Solanales; Solanaceae
Product: zinc finger protein ZAT5
Exons: 1
Coding region: 203-1102 (299 amino acids)
Source: RefSeq, a predicted model, not a curated record